GAAUAUCUAAUACCUUCUCUUAAUCUGAAGGCUGAAAGCUUUUUGUCCGACGAAUCCAAAUUAUUUUCGAACAAGUAUAAAAGUGUGAUUUAUAAAUGGGCGUUACAAUCGGAAAAUGUUGAAUGUCAUCAUUGAAGGGCCGAUUGUUCCGUAUAUAUUUGUACAGGAAUUUAUUUUGCUCUCACACACUUUUUCUAUUCAGGCCGUUCAGCACCAGUAACAGAAUGGGGUGUGUGUUAAAUCUGUUCGUUUUAAGUAUGACUUUAUUGGCAACCUUUACGGUCGGAUCAAGGCAAUUUUAUGCUUUGGAAAAGAAAAUCGACGCACUUGAGGUUAUGAUGGACAUUAAAAUAGAGAUGAUUAAACAAGACCUUGCGAUGGUUGUCAAAAACGUAACCAUGAGUGUAAUUGGCGAACUUCAGGGUACGAACGGUAACAUUAACACAUUCCAAAUAGCCAAUACUAUGGGCGAAGAUCCGAAAAGCAAGAUUCAGGCAGCCGAAGAUGUGAAUAAAGUAAUUCAACGUGGAUUCAGUUCGGAGAAAAUGGCAUUGAAGAAGAGUUUCUCGAUUAUAGAACAAAGCGUGUCUUAUGUACAAAGUCAACUAGAAGACGUAAAGGAGGAUCUAGCGGAUAUUGCGAGAAAUGUCAUGACCAAAUCCGAGACACUGACACAGUUACAGUUAAUUAAUGCGGAAAUCAACAAAAACAAAAACGAUAUUGAAGCAAAAGUUAUGAAAAACGUAAACGACGUAAAGAAGGAUCUAGCGGAUAUUGUUGGAAGAUUCAUGAUCAAAUCCGAGGCACUUGCAAAGUUUCAGUUAGUAAAUACGGAAAUCAACAAAAACAAAAACGAUAUUGAAGCAAAAGUUGAUAAAGCAAAGCUAGCCCCAAUUCUAAAAUCGAUCGACGAUUGCAAGACUUCGAAUAGCAAAUUCGCUUCGUUUACAACUCAUAAAUAUGGUAAUUCAAUCUACUUUAAACUGAACAGCAGCAUGGACUUUUAUGAUGGAAGAAGAGAAUGCCAAAAGUACGGCGCUACCCUACCAGAAGUGACCAGCUCGGGGGAAAAUGACUUCUUCACAUCCACAUUCUCCAAAUACGGAGAAAUGUUUCUUGGUGCGACUAACCAUAAGCUUAAAUCACAUUUUCUAUGGGACCACAGUGGACAGUUUGUCAUGUAUACAAACUGGCAUCAUGAGGAACCGAACGAUUUUAAGCGUCAGUAUCCGACCGAUAAUUAUGAUGGAGAGGACUGUUUAGAGAUACAAGAGAAGGGUAAUCAUUAUCGCUGGAAUGAUAUAAAAUGUAUACGUUCCAAGAUUAUUGUUUGUGAAUUCGAGUGUGAAUUAGACAUUUGAAAUGUCUGUUAUGCGAAGACAGGAUGACAACGUAAACAUAAAUAUGUAUAAGUGUAUAGAUCACUCAAACUCAAACGUGAUUUUGGUUUUCGUUGGUCGCAUUAUUGUCUUUUCAAUCUUAGUAGAAUAUAGAAUGAUUUGUACUACAAGGCACAAACUCUUUACAUUUUUAUGAGAACAGGAAGGACAAUUCAUGCAACUUUAAAAUUGAUUGAAUUACCUACCUUAUUGUCAUGUAUUUAUCUGAUAAAUGACUUAAUGAACAUUAAAAUGUAUCUUGUUUA
Messenger RNA from Dreissena polymorpha, 1645 nucleotides. RefSeq lists its product as uncharacterized. The coding region runs from base 123 to 1361 and encodes 412 amino acids. NCBI's taxonomy places the organism in Eukaryota, Metazoa, Mollusca, Bivalvia, Myida, Dreissenidae. The transcript has a single exon. The record is from RefSeq and is a predicted model, not a curated record.